This is a messenger RNA of Ruditapes philippinarum (Manila clam), 456 nucleotides long. RefSeq names its product serine protease inhibitor Cvsi-1-like. The coding region runs from base 37 to 426 and encodes 129 amino acids. NCBI's taxonomy places the organism in Eukaryota, Metazoa, Mollusca, Bivalvia, Venerida, Veneridae. The transcript is spliced from 3 exons. The record is from RefSeq and is a predicted model, not a curated record.
GCCGUCUCAUGUUUUAAUGAUAAUAGUGCAUAUAUAAUGAGAUUUUUCUCCACUGUUAGUCAAUUCAUAAUUUCCCAUUCCAGCAACAUGUAUUCCACAACUGUGAAAAUUGUCGUCUGCGUCGUGUUGGUCGGUGUAGCAAUCUCCGAAGAUUGUCAGGUGACUUCCGACUGUAGUCAUGUGACCUGUCCGGAACGUGACUAUGUGCUAACAUGUGAUCAAAGAAUCUGUAGCUGCGUGCAAACCACGCAACAUUCUUGUUUGUCACCGACCGACUGCCAGAACUCAGCUCCCGGAAGUAACAAUUUCUGUGACCGCGACUUCCAUUGUGUAGACGGUACAUGCAGGUGUGGUCACGGGUUUGGGCCUGCACCAGGAGGUGGUGAUCAUCACCCAGGCGGCGGUCCGGGACCAGUCGGCAAAUAAAUCACUAGAAAUAAAUUGCAAUGACGUCAG